GACGAAGUGUCGACCGAUUGUGAAAGGAAAUCAGCUGAUAUGUAGCAUAUCCAUGGGAUUGCAAUAAGAAUUUAUCAGAUAACGUGAAAAACUUCUUCAAAAGAUGAAACUCGAUUUGAAGGGACGACUGCUUUUCCUCUGGGUGUGUUUCAUGCUGCUAUACUCUACUGAAUCAUUCACCUGGACUGUGCAACCAGCCAAUGUAACAUUUGUAACAAAAGGAGAAGACGUGUCACUCACAUGGAAGUUCACUCUAACUGCUGAUGAACAGAAUAAGAGUCAGACAUUUUAUCUUAUUCAGUGGAAAAAGUUUAAUCAGAAAAGUUCAGAUUAUGAUGUGAUUGCUUCCACAACCUUUUUAAAUCUCGUUGGGAUACCUAGUUACACUGAACACGAAGCCCCACAUAUUGAGAUUGUCAGAAGUGAUCAAGCCACAUUACUCAUCAAGAAUGUCACGACAGAAGAUGAAGGAACAUACAGGAUUGAGUACCGCGUACAAUUUGGUGCAACUCUUAUUGCUGAUCAUCAAGUAAAUGUUACAGUUUUAGAACCUCCUGAAGUUGUUGUUAGCAAAGACCAAGAUGUUUGUGAGGGUUCUACAGUAAUUUUGAGCUGCAAUGCAACUGGUAAACAAAUGCCAAAUAUUACAUGGACAAAAGAAGAGGGAAAUGGUAUUGACAGUGGACCACUACCAUCUGUGGAUGGGCUUCAUGUCAUCAGUAAUAGUAACAAAAGCACAAAUGGAACAUACCGCUGUACAGCAUCCAAUGGAGUUGGGAAUCCUGUAAAUCUGACAACAAAGGUGAUUGUGGGAAAUUCUUCAUCUGUGGAUGAUGUAGUUAUCUCUUCAAAUACUGUGGUUGAAGGUUACCCAUAUAACCUGAGUUGUGAGGUAUCUGGGGUUCCUGAGCCAAGUGUUUCUUGGAUCAAAGUUAGCAAUGGUGAGCGCCAUGCUGGGAAGUUAUUAAAUUUUACUAGUAUUAGCAGAAAUGAUGCUGGGAACUACACAUGUGAAGCAAGUAAUAGAUGUGGAAAGGACUCUAAGACUGAAGCUAUGGAUGUGUUCUUUGGACCUGAGCUUACCCAGUUCACAACAUCUGCUGUCCACCACAAAGUAUGUCAGAAUGAUGUCAUCAGCCUUAACUGUGCUGCUGAUGCCUAUCCACCUGUGACGUCAUACCAGCUGUUUGAGAAUGGUAGUGCUAUCUUGGACACAAACACUUCUGGAAUGUGGAGUAGGAAUAUGUCAACUAUGGGAGUGUUCAUAUACAAAUGUUUCGCAAACAACACUUAUGAAACAGGAAAUAGUGAAAGGAUUCUUAUUAAUGUGUAUGUGCCUCCUUCCAUACAAGAAAUAGACAAUCAGAAGAUAACUGAGGGGAACAAUGUGACUCUUACAUGUCAGGCAUCUGGAGACCCUCCACCAGAGACGUUUUGGAUCAAGCCUGAUGGUCGGCGUGUUACCAAAAAAGUCUUGACACUUACAAACAUUACAAGCAAUGAAACUGGGGAAUACAGGUGUGAGGCCACUAAUUAUUGUGGAAACGUUUCAAGGACAGCAAGUGUUUAUGUGCAAUAUGGUCCAAAAAUUCCCAUCGAGUCCAGUAAUUGCAAAGAGUAUGUUAAAAAAGGUGAUCAUUUUUCCAUGGAGUGUCCUGUAGAGGGAAAUCCUCAACCAAACAUUACGUGGUCUGAAGGAGGGAGAAUUCUAAGUCACAACAAAUCCAAAAUCACUCUCAAAUCCCAGCAUAUUGGUGAGCACAUAUAUACGUGUACUGCUUACAAUGGAAUUGGGAAGCCUGACAGCUUAACGUUUCUCCAUGUUGUAAACGAUAUUGUAAAAAAGGAUUUUAUUUACAAGAUGAAAGAAAAAUCGGAAUUUACGAGGCAAUUAAGCGAAGACAACAAAAAACAAAUAGAAGUUCAAGAGAAGAUCACGAAAGUUAUUCCAGAAUGUCAUAAACAUGAAGUUGGCAAAAUCGAAUUCAGGCCAGGAAGCAUUAUCAUAUAUAUUCAUCUCUCAUUCGAAAAACCCAUGGGGCAAGAGGCAUUAACAACUAUGCUUCAAGAAGCUGCCAGAAAGGGGCGCUUUGGCAAAAAUGUUGAUCCUGAUUCAAUUACAGAUGUAUCAGACAUCCCAGGUAAGCCAAGAGUAUGUGUAAGGUGA
This is a messenger RNA of Stylophora pistillata, 2167 nucleotides long. Its product is annotated as hemicentin-1. NCBI's taxonomy places the organism in Eukaryota, Metazoa, Cnidaria, Anthozoa, Scleractinia, Pocilloporidae. The record is from RefSeq and is a predicted model, not a curated record.